Messenger RNA from Porites evermanni, 1687 nucleotides. Lineage: Eukaryota; Metazoa; Cnidaria; Anthozoa; Scleractinia; Poritidae. The record is from the annotation of a GenBank genome assembly.
AUGAUACAUUGGAGAAGAGCGAUUCUCUUUCCGUUUGAUUACAUCAAGGUGAAUUUUGUUUCUUUAAAAACAUGCGGUUUCUGAUUGAAAGGUAAAACAGGAAUAUUCCGUACCCUUUUUUAUUUCAGCAAAACGCCAUAAAACAUGUUUUCUAAAUUCAAAUAUCCUAACUGCCUAAUGUCCUAAGAUUUUUCCGGUUUAAUUGGAAUGACACAUUUUACUUUCAGAAGGAUGGCAUAGGCUAAUUAUCAUCUUAUUGCAUCACGACGUUUUGAUCACGUGACUAUAUCCCAAGACCAUAUAUUCACUUGAAGGGCCUUCCGCAUCAUCAAAUAAAGGUGUGAUUUAGAGAGACAAGUGAAUUCAAACGUCAUUUUUUCAUCGCGAAUUCAGGUAGGCUAAAUAAUCGACUUUGCUAACUGCUGUUAUUCUAGAUUGCUUAUUCAUUCAAUUAUGUAAAUUACGGAGGGUGUUUUCCCCCUCUGCCGAUAACACCCUCCUCGAUCUGCAUAAUUCUUCAGAUUAUAAGAAAGCCGAAUUCAAUAAUUUCUAAAUAUUCUUUUUAUUUAUUUUAUUUUUUAUUAAAGCUGUAUUUGUUGAGCAUAAUGGUCCAAUUGACCCUAACACUGGUUGUCACCCUUUGCUGCUUCCUGGCGAUCUCAGAAUGCUUGAUCAAAGAUAAAGAGUGGGAGGAAUGGCAACAGCUCCACAACAAGAAAUACCAAUCAGAUGAGGAGGAGAGAUUUCCCUACACCAUUUGGAUUGACAACCGCAAAAUGAUUGAAAGACACAAAUCAGAUAAAAACAGCACUUUCAAGGUGGAAAUGAACCAAUUUGGAGACAUGGUGCUCUUUUUGAAAUGGUUAUCAAAACCUGCCUUCUAGCUCACCUCAACCCUACUAUUUCCCGAUUAUCCCUGCAGUCUUAUCCCCUGUCAUCUGUCGUUAAAUUUUUCCUGGUUAUUUUCUGUCAUUUAUUUUGUACUCUUACACCCACCUCAAAAUUAGAAUUUAGGGUUAAAGGACAAANGAAGGAUGGCAUAGGCUAAUUAUCAUCUUAUUGCAUCACGACGUUUUGAUCACGUGACUAUAUCCCAAGACCAUAUAUUCACUUGAAGGGCCUUCCGCAUCAUCAAAUAAAGGUGUGAUUUAGAGAGACAAGUGAAUUCAAACGUCAUUUUUUCAUCGCGAAUUCAGGUAGGCUAAAUAAUCGACUUUGCUAACUGCUGUUAUUCUAGAUUGCUUAUUCAUUCAAUUAUGUAAAUUACGGAGGGUGUUUUCCCCCUCUGCCGAUAACACCCUCCUCGAUCUGCAUAAUUCUUCAGAUUAUAAGAAAGCCGAAUUCAAUAAUUUCUAAAUAUUCUUUUUAUUUAUUUUAUUUUUUAUUAAAGCUGUAUUUGUUGAGCAUAAUGGUCCAAUUGACCCUAACACUGGUUGUCACCCUUUGCUGCUUCCUGGCGAUCUCAGAAUGCUUGAUCAAAGAUAAAGAGUGGGAGGAAUGGCAACAGCUCCACAACAAGAAAUACCAAUCAGAUGAGGAGGAGAGAUUUCCCUACACCAUUUGGAUUGACAACCGCAAAAUGAUUGAAAGACACAAAUCAGAUAAAAAUAGCACUUUCAAGGUGGAAAUGAACCAAUUUGGAGACAUGGUGCUCUUUUUGAAAUGGUUAUCAAAACCUGCCUUCUAG